Helianthus annuus (common sunflower) is the source of this 2631-nucleotide messenger RNA. RefSeq names its product mitochondrial proton/calcium exchanger protein. Gene Ontology annotation, biological process: intracellular monoatomic cation homeostasis. The transcript is spliced from 17 exons. NCBI's taxonomy places the organism in Eukaryota, Viridiplantae, Streptophyta, Magnoliopsida, Asterales, Asteraceae. Gene Ontology annotation, cellular component: mitochondrial inner membrane. Bases 246 to 2459 code for a protein of 737 amino acids. Gene Ontology annotation, molecular function: ribosome binding; calcium ion binding. The record is from RefSeq and is a predicted model, not a curated record.
CCCAGGGGGCAACCCUAUAAAAGUGUAAAACCCCAAAGUAACCCCUAGUCACUAUUUAUAACCUUCAUUCACCAUUUUCUUCUUCUUCUUGCUUCCAUAAACCACACUGUUGCAGCUGAUCAAUUGGAUGAUAUACGCCGCAAUAAUUACGUGAAUAUUGCGGUUGCAGGUUUUCAAUUGGAUGAUAUAGGCCUGCAAUUUUUACGUGAAGAUUGCGGUUUUGUUUUGUUAGUUAGGGUAUUUUGAUGGCUUCUAGAGCAAUAUUGAGACGGAGGCGUGUUCUUUCGGAUUAUUUCUGUAUUUCGGGUCGCUCAGUUCAAGGUCUGAGCCAUGGGAUAGCUGCCACAUACUCUGACUCGUGUGCUUCUAGCUCUUCAAGCUCGGUUCCAAAUAACACUAAAUAUAACAACGCAUACUUUACAAGGGAUGAGGAUUUUAAGAACUUAUCUGCACUAGGAUUGUUUAGGACUCAAAACUUUCAUACGCUUACCAGACAUGGAACAUUGGGGAAUACGUUACCCACGAGGGUUAAUUUGGUAUUUCAAUGUUCAAGUUUUGGUACAAUGGCCACAGCACCUAAACCGAAUUUGAGUAGUGAUGAGGAGGAUAAAGAACAAGUUGCUAAGAAGCGGAAGGAAGCGUCUCCCGAGGAAUGUGAUCAAGCUGUUGAAGGUUUAACGAGCGCGAAAGCAAAAGUUAAAGCCAAACUGGGGAGUGAGUCUCAGAAGCCGGCUAGUUCCAUUUUGAAAAGAACUUGGGCAAUGCUGUUGGGGAUUGGUCCAGCUCUACGAGCUGUCGCUUCUAUGAGCAGGGAAGAUUGGGCUAAGAAACUCGUUCACUGGAAAAAUGAAUUUGUCGAUACCCUGAAGCAUUACUGGUUGGGUAUCAAGCUUCUUGGUGUUGAUGUGAAAAUCAGUUCUAGAUUGCUUCUUAAGCUUGCUGGCGGAAAGAGUCUUUCUAGGAGAGAGAGACAACAACUGACACGUACCACUGCAGAUAUCUUUCGGCUAGUUCCUGUUGCGGUUUUCAUUAUUGUUCCGUUUAUGGAAUUUUUGCUGCCCGUAUUCUUGAAACUCUUCCCCAAUAUGUUGCCUUCUACCUUUCAGGACAAGAUGAAAGAACAGGAAGCACUGAAAAGGAAGUUGAAUGCAAGAAUAGAAUACGCCAAGUUUCUUCAGGAUACAGUUAAAGAGAUGGCCAAAGAGGUCCAAAAUACGAGGAGUGGAGAAGUCAAGAAAACCGCAGAAGAUCUUGAUGACUUUUUGAACAAGGUCAGAAAAGGUGCUUCUGUUGCCAAUGAGGAAAUUUUGGGAUUCGCAAAGUUGUUCAAUGACGAACUUACCCUUGAUAAUAUCAGCAGGCCUCGUUUAGUGAACAUGUGCAAGUAUAUGGGAAUCCAACCUUAUGGAACAGACGCGUACUUGCGAUACAUGCUGCGCAAAAGAUUACAAUGGAUAAAGAAUGAUGAUAAGAUGAUUCAGGCAGAGGGUGGUGUGGAUGCUCUUUCUGAAGAAGAACUUCGUGAAGAUUGUAGAGAACGAGGCAUGCUUGGAUUACGUUCAGUGGAGGAAAUGCGUGAGCAGCUCCGUGAUUGGCUGGAUUUAUCUCUUAAUCACUCUGUUCCAUCUUCUCUCUUGAUUCUUUCCAGAGCCUUUACUGUGUCUGGAAAGUUAAAGCCUGAGGAAGUUGUAAGAGCCACUUUGUCUUCAUUGCCAGAUGAAGUUGUGGACACCGUUGGUGUUACUGCGUUGUCAUCCGAGGAUUCUGUUUCAGAGCGGAGGAGAAAGUUGGAGUUCCUUGAAAUGCAGGAGGAACUCAUCAAGGAGGAGGAAGCAAAAGAAGAAGAAGAGCAAGCCAAGAUGAAACAAUCUAUUAGUAGCAACAAGGAUGUUGCAUUAGAAGAAAUGGUUAAUGCAACAGCUUCAGAUAUGCAAGAACAAGCUAGAGCAAGUGCACUAGAUAAACAGGAGCAGCUUUGCAAAGUCAGUGAAGCUUUGGCUGUUCUAGCUUCUGCAUCUUCUGUGAGUAGAGAGCGUGAAGAGUUUUUGAGGCUUGUCAACAAGGAGAUAAAUUUGUAUCAUAGCUUGAUGGACAAAGAAGGAACGGAUACCGUGACGGCAUAUAAAGCUGCCCAUGAGGAAACCGAUAAUUCCACUGAUGAGCAUGUAACUGAUGAGGUCUCCUCAGCCCUCAUAAAUAGGGUUGAUGCUAUGCUCCAAAAACUUGAGAAAGAAAUUGAUGAUGUGGACGCAAAGAUUGGUGAUCGUUGGCGAGUGCUUGACAGAGAUUAUGAUGGAAAAGUUACCCCUGAAGAAGUUGCAUCUGCAGCCAUUUACUUGAAGGAUACUUUAGGCAAGGAAGGCGUUUUAGAGCUUAUCAGCAACCUUUCCAAAGAUAAGGAGGGGAAGAUUCUUGUGGAAGACAUAGUGAAGUUGGGGAGUCGGGCAGAAGAUGAUUGAUUUUGUACAAACCCUAGACGAUAGUAUUACAACAUACAUUAAGCUUGGGAUGUUGUAGAGAGUCCAGAUUCGACUAUUAUAUUGUAGGCAUGUUUAAAAGGAGUGACCAAAGUUUUGUAAAAAGUUAGUGAAUUUCAAACAUAUAUAUAUAUAUACCCCGACUUCCAUAUAA